GCAGACAACGAUGAUGAUCUUCGAUGCUGCGACCACAGCGUCAUCGAGUGGCUGACAGUGAAACCGAAAAUGCAAUGGCGUUCAAGUUGCGACGGUAUAACUUCUUCGACAAGGAAGUCGUCAAGGACCCCGAGACCAAUAAAAACUUUGAGAAGCUCGAGGACGUGAGCGUGACAUGCAGCUCGAGCGGGCGUGGGCAGCUGGUGCUCGGGGAUGUGGAGGGCCACGUGAUCUACAUCAACCGGCAGCUGCAGAUGUCCGGCUUCAAGGCCUACGUACUCACCAUCGAGUUUCUGCAGCAGAUGCGAGAGAACUCCCUCCUAGUCACCGUUGGAGCUGAUGAAAAAGGAAUCAAUCCCCUGAUCAAAGUUUGGAACCAAGAGAAGGCAGACAAGCAAGGCAUUCCACUGUGUGUCAGGAUUGUGCGUGCUGUCGCGGGUAUCAAUGUAUCUCCCGUCAAGUCCCUCGCAGUACAUGAGAACCUCAACUUGAUGGCAGUUGGCUUUGACGACGGAAAUGUGCUUCUGUUUCGUGGGGACAUUACGCGGGACAGGCAGAGCAAGCAGACAGUGCUGCGUGUGGGAACGAGCCCGGUGAAUGCACUGGCCUUCCUCACGGUGAACAGGCCCAACCAGCAGAACAGUCACCUGUUCGCAGGCACCGCCAGCCAGGUCGUCUCCGUCAACCUCGCCGUCAGAGACAAGGAAACCAUGCAAGUGCUGGACUCGCACGGCUGUUCCCCUCAGUGUGCCACCAUGAGUGUGGUGAGCGACCCCAAGAAAGAGGACAGCCAGUUCAUUGUAGGGAGGCAAGAGGCGGUGUACUUCUACCACCCGGAGGGCCGGGGUUCCUGCUUGGCCUUUGAGGAGGAGAAGGUGAUCCUGCGCUGGUUCCGCAACUACCUCGUCCUGGUCUGCAAGGAUGCCAAGGCCCCAGUUGCCGCCGGCGCAGCGGCACGGAGCGGACUGGAGAAGACUGUGGUGACCAUCUAUGACAUCCAGAACAAGUUUGUUGCCUACUCGGCGCUGAUUCCGGGUGUGGUGGACGUUUUCUUCGAGUGGGGCUCUCUCUUUGUCCUGGUACAAGACGGAAAGAUGUACUGCCUACAAGAGAAGGACACCCAGAGCAAGCUGGAGGUGCUGUUCAAGAAGAACCAGUACUCGCUCGCAAUCAGCUUGGCCAAGAGUCAGCAGUACGACGAAGACGGUCUGAUUGACAUCUUUCGCCAGUACGGAGACCACCUGUACAGCAAAGGAGACCACGAGGGUGCUGUGCAGAUGUACAUAAAGACAAUUGGCAAGCUGGAGGCCUCUUACGUCAUUCGCAAGUUUCUGGAUGCACAGCGCAUCAACAACCUGACGGAGUACCUGCAAGAGUUGCACAGGAAGGGCGCAGCCUCUGAGGACCACACCACCCUGCUCCUCAACUGCUACAUCAGGCUGGACGAGAACGACAAGCUCACGCAGUUUAUCAUGACGGAAGGACGUGCUAUUGACUUUGACGUGGAGACGGCCAUCCGGGUGUGCCGGCAGGCGGGCUACUUUAGCCAGGCCCUGUACCUGGCGGAGAAGCACGGUUGCGACGACCUCUACCUCCACAUCCAGCUGGAGAACUGCAGGGACUACCUCAAGGCCCUGCACUACAUCUCCAGGCUGCCCUUCAGGGAGGCUGAAGACUACAUGAAGAAAUAUGGCAAAGUGCUGCUCAAUGAAAUUCCUGAAGAGACUACACAUCUAUUGAAGCGACUGUGCACAGACUACAGGCCAAGCAAUGCCCCCUUGGUGAACCAGAGUAUGUUGGAUGGUGCUCCACCCCCCCAAGAGCAGAAGUCGCAUCCCGAAGACUUCAUUCACAUCUUCGUCAACAAGUCGGACAAGCUUCUAGAAUUCCUCGAACACAUGGUCAAGGUUCAGCCCAACUCCUCGAGCCUAGUUUACAACACGCUACUAGAACUGCACCUGCAGGCUCAUAACCACGAACCGGACAGUGCGGAGAAGAAGCUUCGGGAACAAAAGAUCAUGGACAUGUUACGGAGCUGGGAGUCUAUGUAUGACCUUGACCAAGCGAUGGUGCUGUGCCAGAUGAACAACUUCAGGAGGGGCAUUCUACACCUGUACGAAAAAGCAAAGCUGUAUCAGCAAAUCCUGUCGUACCACAUAGAAAAUUCGGAAUAUGACAGCGUCAUCAAGAUAUGCGAGCGAUUCGGAACUAAUGACCCAAAUUUGUGGAUUCAAGCCCUCUGGUUCUUUGCACAGGCUGGUGAAAGUCAGAAGACUUACUUCAAGACUGUUCUGGAACAGAUCGAAAAAGGAAAGCUGCUUCCCCCGAUCAUGGUGGUGGAAAUUGCGUCCCGCAGCCAGACAGCAACACUGUCACUCAUCAAGGACUACCUGAUCCGGCACCUGCAGAGCGAGAACAGGCAGACGGAGGAGAAUGAGCGCCUCAUGAACCAGUACAAGGAGGACACGGCAAAGGCUCGCAGCGAAAUCGAAGACCUGAGGCACAACCCAAAAAUUUUCCAAGUGUCCAAAUGCUGCGGCUGCAACCACCAGCUGGAACUGCCUUCUGUCCAUUUCCUCUGCGGGCACUCGUACCACCAACAUUGCUUUGAAAACUACGCCGAGAGCGACACUGAGUGCCCAGAGUGCCUGGCCAAAAACAGCAAAACACUGGACAUCCUCAGGUCCCAAGAGCAGACAAAAGACCUUCACGAACAGUUUCACCACCUGCUGGAGCGAUCCGAGGACGGCUUCUCCGUGGUGGCGGAGUACCUGGGCAAGGGUCUGUUCAACAAGGUGACCCUGCUGACAGACGGUGCCGGCGCCCCGCACUCCAAGCCCGGUCCGAGGAACGCCCGUCCCCCGACUGGGUCCGGGCUUCCGCUGCACGUGCAGAGGGACGUGCUACUGCAAUGAUCCGGCCGGCCGCUCGUCGGCCCAUUUCCAAAGACUAGCAAAGUUUUGUCGGCCAACUUGUAACAUAGGACCCGCAAUACAGCCACAAUGCCCGUCCCUACGGAGGCACGUUUUUAAUGUAAAUAAACGUAGGAUGCUUUCACCCGUA
Ixodes scapularis (black-legged tick) is the source of this 3063-nucleotide messenger RNA. RefSeq names its product vacuolar protein sorting-associated protein 11 homolog (gene Vps11). NCBI's taxonomy places the organism in Eukaryota, Metazoa, Arthropoda, Arachnida, Ixodida, Ixodidae. Gene Ontology annotation, cellular component: endosome; HOPS complex. Gene Ontology annotation, molecular function: protein-macromolecule adaptor activity; protein binding. The record is from RefSeq and is a predicted model, not a curated record. Bases 24 to 2915 code for a protein of 963 amino acids. Gene Ontology annotation, biological process: vesicle-mediated transport; organelle fusion; intracellular protein transport. The transcript is spliced from 30 exons.